AUGUCACAGAGUUAUUCCGAUGUAAAGCAACAGUCUAUUGAUGUUCUGCCAAGAGAUGUUACUAUCAGGAUAUGGGAUACGCAGACUCAGUCGUGUGUGUGUGUGUGUGUUGUGGAAGACGCAGUCGAUCAAGCGUCGCAAGUUAAGAGGAUGGAUGUUGAGGGGCUGAGUGCUAUGCAAGACUAA
Messenger RNA from Letharia columbiana, 186 nucleotides. RefSeq lists its product as uncharacterized. The transcript has 2 exons. The record is from RefSeq and is a predicted model, not a curated record. Lineage: Eukaryota; Fungi; Ascomycota; Lecanoromycetes; Lecanorales; Parmeliaceae. The coding region runs from base 1 to 186 and encodes 61 amino acids.